Messenger RNA from Alnus glutinosa, 2211 nucleotides. RefSeq names its product probable protein S-acyltransferase 6. Lineage: Eukaryota; Viridiplantae; Streptophyta; Magnoliopsida; Fagales; Betulaceae. Bases 511 to 1812 code for a protein of 433 amino acids. The transcript has 6 exons. Gene Ontology annotation, molecular function: protein-cysteine S-palmitoyltransferase activity. Gene Ontology annotation, biological process: protein targeting to membrane; peptidyl-L-cysteine S-palmitoylation. Gene Ontology annotation, cellular component: endoplasmic reticulum; Golgi apparatus. The record is from RefSeq and is a predicted model, not a curated record.
UCAAUGGAUAGUACCACCAACUACCAAGCCAAGUGCAUUGAUGAAAAUGAUGGAUAAUAUGGGUAGUGAGGGUCCUGUCCGCGGAGAGUGAGGAGCAGCAAAGCCAGGGGUGAGAGAGAGAGAGCUCCGGCAAACACUCCCAUCACUGAUAUACCUGUCUGUCCACCCGUUGCACCCAAAAAAGCGAAGAGAACGAGAUAAUCGUGCCUCGCCACGGGGGCAAUAAUACCCCGUUUGCGCCCUCUCCCGGCCCUCUUUCGUUUGUCUGUAAUCACCUCUCCAACAGAUUUUUGGGGUUCUGGAAGGUACCCCCCUGAGCCUCGAUCGGUACCCCCACAACCCCCCCCCCCCCCCAAAAAAAAAAAAAUACGAAAGAAAAGAAAAGAAAAUUAUUAAAAAACAAAGGUAAAGCUGCAUAUAGAAAUACGGGAUCGGGUGGGUACGUACCUGUUCAACAUUGAAAUGCGCAGGUGACACCAGGAGAUCUGAAGAUUCCACUUGUGGGUGGUAAUGGCUUUGAUGCAACGAAACAUGUAUACGAAUCCACUCCCUCCGCAGCUCUCCGACUCCAACAGGCGUAUCAUCGGUGACCCAAAUGGUUCCCCGUCCCUGCGUGUUUAUCAACUUUGGAAAGGAAACAAUAGAUUCUGCCUCGGAGGCAGGCUUAUAUUUGGUCCAGAUGUGAGGUCCAUAUUCCUUACGCUGUUUCUGAUCGUGACCCCAGUGGUCCUGUUUUGUGCCUUUGUUUCUCGGAGCCUCAUUCAUGAGUUCCACCACCACCAUCUGGGCAGAAUUGUUGUAGCUAUAUGCGCUGUCUUCACUCUAUAUGUUAUAAUUCUCCUCUUCCUUACAUCUGGAAGAGAUCCUGGCAUCAUUCCUCGUAACCCACAUCCUCCAGAACCCGAAGACGAAGGCGAUAGCUCAGGUAUCUCUGCUGAUUGGCCUGGAAGUCAAAGUGGUGCGCCAAGCUUACCACCUGUAAAAGAUGUUAUGGUUAAUGGCAUGGUAGUUAAGGUCAAAUAUUGUCAAACAUGCAUGCUAUAUCGCCCACCACGAUGCUCUCAUUGUUCUAUUUGCAAUAACUGCGUCGAGCGUUUUGAUCACCACUGCCCAUGGGUGGGACAGUGUAUUGGGAAGAGGAAUUACAGAUUCUUCUUCAUGUUUGUGUCCUCCACAACCAUUCUAUGCCUAUAUGUUUUUGCCUUCUGCUGGGUCAACGUUAGGAAAAUAAUGGACGCAUACCAUUGUAAUCUCUGGAGGGCUUUUCUGAAGUCCCCUGUUUCAGGAAUCCUGGUUUUAUAUACAUUCAUAGCUGCUUGGUUUGUUGGAGGUCUUACCGCAUUUCAUCUCUAUUUAAUUAUCACCAAUCAGACAACAUAUGAGAAUUUCCGGUACAGGUAUGAUGGGAAGAUGAAUCCUUAUAACCGCGGGUGUGCCCUCAAUAUUGUGGAAAUCUUCUAUUCUAAAAUUCCCACGUCUAAGAACAACUUCAGGGCAAAGGUAAAGGGGGAUGCAUCUUCCGUCUUCACCACUUCCAUGUCAAUGCGCAAUGCAAUGAGCCCAGAAAUGCCCAAAACAAGCUUUGACAUAGAGAGUGGAAAACGGCAAGCUGUUGCUGCUGAAGAUUUUGAAGAAAUACAGAGUCAGAUUGACAGUGUUGGUGGAUUGGAGAGGUGCGGAACCCAGCCAAGACACGCAAACUGGGAUCACAAAGCGAACUGGGAGAUCUCACCUGAUAUACGAAUGUUGGCUGCUGACUUUGCAAUGGAACAAGGUUCGACAGAGAGACAGAAAAUACAUGGAGGCCACUAACCAUGGCUUUUGUGGCCUAAGCUAUUUGUGCUGAGGGUAAUAGUUUGAUCUUAGAGCCAAGAUAAAUUUUUUAACCUGGCUGAUUGAAAUUGGUUACUGAAGUGAUGCUGAACUUAAAGAAAAAUUCUACAGUUGGAACAAUGUUUCGCCACACUGUUUUCUUUUAUAGGAAGAAAUGCACUGGUUCAGUUAAAAUGUGAAGAGGCACAUGUACAUCAAACUGCUGUCGUGGAUACUUGGGGAGAGUGUUUUGCUAUAUGUAAGUGUCUCUUCUGGGAAUUUGGUUGGGUGUUGAUAAUUGUUAAGUUGCUGGAUAAGUUAGCAAUGAUGCUGAAAAACCAAACGCCUCAUAUUAUAAGCUUCUAAUUUACUCUAUAAUAUACGUUCUAAUUUACUUGA